AUGACGUAUUCAGCUAUAGACUCAAAGGUUACAGUUUCUUUGUACCCUUGGCGUGAAACUGGAGUAUCGUACUUGAUAUGGGACACUGUACAAACUCAAAUCACUGAUCCGCAUGACAACUUAGUCUUUCUGCUCCAACAGAUAGAGCUGUCACGUUUGCGAAGCCGUGCCAGCAUUGGGCGACGCAGUCUCUUUCUCUUUUAUUGGUAUCGGUAUGCAUUCUCAGGCUUUGACAAUCGCGCUUGGUCAUUUAAAUGA
Messenger RNA from Plasmopara halstedii, 258 nucleotides. RefSeq lists its product as uncharacterized. The transcript has 2 exons. The coding region runs from base 1 to 258 and encodes 85 amino acids. NCBI's taxonomy places the organism in Eukaryota, Oomycota, Peronosporomycetes, Peronosporales, Peronosporaceae. The record is from RefSeq and is a predicted model, not a curated record.